AUGGGUGAAGGAGGCGGAGGAGGCGAAUUCCCGCCAAAAAAGGACGGUCUAGAAGAGUCUGCUUUUCCGGCGAAGAAGCCAGCGAGGCAACUCGACUUCACUUGUGGCGGCUCCGAUCAACAUUCACUCUCUAAAGCGGUGGCUGCUCCUACCGUCGUCUCUACGGCGGUUAAGGCCAUCGUCACUCCUUCCUUUCCUUCACCGGCAGCGACGACGACGAUACGGCCUCCUCCGACGGUGGGAAUCGGUCAGGUACGACCGACGUUACCAGUGGUGACGACAAAUCCGCCGUCACAAUCACAAAUUCUUAACGCGCCAAUUAGGCUUCCAAAGCCGGAUUCUCCAAAAUCUAGACCAAGGCCUAUUGUGGAAGCUAGAGAUGGAGCCCCUCAAAAGAAGAAGCAGUGUAACUGUAAACACUCACGCUGCUUGAAACUGUACUGUGAAUGUUUUGCAUCCGGAACGUAUUGUGAUGGCUGUAACUGUAACAAUUGUUUCAACAAUGUUGAAAAUGAACCUGCAAGACGAGAAGCUGUGGAAGCAACUCUAGAGCGGAAUCCAAAUGCGUUCAGGCCUAAAAUUGCUAGCAGUCCACAUGGUGUGCGGGAUAAAAGGGAGGAGAUUGGUGAAGUUGUAUUGUUAGGGAAACAUAACAAAGGAUGUCACUGUAAGAAAUCAGGAUGCCUUAAGAAGUAUUGUGAGUGCUUUCAGGCAAACAUUCUUUGUUCCGAGAACUGCAAAUGCUUGGAUUGCAGAAACUUUGAAGGAAGUGAAGAGAGACAAAAUCUGUUUCAUGGUGAACAUGCCAACAACAUGGCUUAUCUCCAACAAGCAGCGAAUGCAGCCAUUACUGGAGCUGUUGGUUCCUCUGGCUUUGCUCCUUUUCCAGCACCUAAGAGAAGGAAAGGUCAAGAGAUUUUGUUCAACCAAACAACCAAAGAUUCAUCAAACCAUAGGAUUGGCCCAUUUCAGCAGGCAAAUAGUGGAAGAACUAGUGGCCCAACUUCAGGCACAUCUCCGUCACCUGUUUCUCGUGCUGGUGGAAAUCCAUCAUCAGCCCCAUCAAAGUUUGUAUAUAGGUCCCUAUUAGCAGAUAUAAUCCAACCGCAGGAUGUGAAAGCGCUUUGCUCUGUUUUGGUCGCUGUAGCGGGGGAAGCAGCAAAGACAUUAACAGAUCAAAGAAAGGAAACAGAAAAUCGGGUGGCUGAUAAAACAAUAACAUCUUCAGCUUCUUCUGCACAAGAUCACUCCCAUGGCAAUAAAGUUACCGGCGAUGUCGAGAUGGUUGCAACUGAUGGAAAUCAAGCCGAUAAGUCUGGACCAGAUGAUUCAUAUUCAGAUGGCGCCGAUGCCUCCAAAGGAAAACCGCUAUCUCCAGCAACUUUGGCUUUAAUGUGCGAUGAACAAGACACUAUCUUCAUGGUAGCAGCAGCUUCACCUAAUGGUUCAGUGGAUCCUGGUGGCUGCAGAAUAAACUCACAAGGCCAGUCAGAGAUUUACUCUGAGCAGGAGAGAGUGGUAUUAACCAAAUUCAGAGAUUGCCUUAGUCGACUCAUCUCUUACGCAGAGUUAAAAGAAUCAAAGUGUUCAUCUUUGGCAAGAAUGCACAUACAGCCACCCGCCGCAACCGUGACUGUGAAAACCGAGAAUGGUAUUCAACAGCAGGUACCAGUCGUGAAUGGAGCUUCUCGAACCACCACUCAACCUACACUCAGUAAACCCCUGAUGACUACAGCAAACACCUCAACCACUCAUCAUCUUCAUAAACCUCCAGCUUUAUCAGAGAAGAAAGACCACUGA
Molecule: messenger RNA, 1800 nt
Organism: Arabis nemorensis
Lineage: Eukaryota; Viridiplantae; Streptophyta; Magnoliopsida; Brassicales; Brassicaceae
Source: the annotation of a GenBank genome assembly